Molecule: messenger RNA, 2235 nt
Organism: Musa acuminata subsp. malaccensis (wild Malaysian banana)
Lineage: Eukaryota; Viridiplantae; Streptophyta; Magnoliopsida; Zingiberales; Musaceae
Source: RefSeq, a predicted model, not a curated record
UGACCGACUCAUCCCUGAAAGUUAAGGUGGUGGUGAUGUGACGUGUCAUCGAGCACCGAUCUAACGUUCAUGUGCUUAAAGCCGGCUUCUGAGCCGAGCCGCUACUUCUUUGCUUUGCCUCAGUCAGUGACUAAUGGAGGUCUGUACUGAGCCGCAAAGAAAUGCUCACGUUUCGUCGCCUCGUCUUCUCUGCCCCAGUCCUUUGGUGGAGGUAAGAUCAUUGCGAGUGUUGGAUCCUAGGAAUCAUACCGCUUUCGCUCCAAAACUGCAUUGGCUUCUCUCUCUCUCUCUCUCUCUCGACUCUUUAUAUCCACUGCAUUGGCUUCUCCGUUUCUUCGAUCCAAGUUGACUUGGACAGGGCGACUUAACGGACCAUAGAGUACGAGAGAGAGAGAGAGAGAGAGAGAGAGAGGGAGUGUGUGUUAAAAGAUUACAUCAUUGAUCGGAGCAGUGGAAAGAAGAAGAAAGGAACGAUCUUGAUGGGUCUUUCGUGGCCCUUUAGAGUUAAUUUGGAAUUUUAGAAUCAUCUCUUUGUUUAGAGGUCAGGGAGACUGUUACGUGGUGCGCAUUAAAGAUGAUUUCUUUGCUCGUUUAGCGUUGACGGAUCGCGGGAAAGAUGAGGACCUUGAUUUUUUGGCUAAUAAACACCGGCAAGCAAAUUUCCAUCUUUGCCUCAAUGUUUUAUAUGUUUGUCUUGGAUCAAUAGGAUUCAUGUGACAUUAUUUCCAGCAGCAGGUUUCAGUUCUGGAGAUCAUUUCACGGAUUUCUCUGUGGUUAGUAUCAAUGGAUUUGAAGUGUAGGGUUUGUUUUAUUGAAGGUUAGAGGAGUACGUGAGGUGGAAAAGAAAAAGAUUCUUCUUUUCUUUGGUUGUCUGACAAAAGGAACAAGAUUGAUCCAAAAAACACUUUACAGAACUCAUGAAACCAAAAAGGAGAGAACUUUGAAGAACUUUAAGAUCCCUUCAUUCGGUUGUUAUUUCCCCUGAUGAUCAGAUAGGAGCAAUCGAGGCAAGAUUGUUCUAGUAUUCUACGAGUUCCAAUUCAUCCUUUGGAGAUGGGAGCAAAGGAGAGGAGGUCGCCUUUCCAUGUUUCUGAGAUUAAAAGAUUCAGGGUAUUGUGCUGCGGAAGAGGUCCAGAUCGGUCAGCAGCAAACAAGGCCUGAUGUCUGAUCCUGCUUCCCUCUUAUCUUCCAAUGCUGCCUCUCUCUUCACCUCUCCAAGGCUCCUUGUUGGCUUCUCCCCAAAGAGCACUGCAGACCCCGAAGCAGGCGCAUGCCAUACUUCCAUACUGGAGACCAAGCCGUUUUCUGCCAUUAGGAACCCCUUCUUCUUCUGUAGGAACUCAAUAAUGGCCAUCUUCUCAGCAACUGUUAGUCCCAUUUCUGCUAACGAGUGCAGACAGCUACCUCGGGAGAAUGGGGAACCAAGAGCCAUUGGACUUGGCCUACUUGAGGUCCUCGCCGCUGGAGACUCUGUUAAGAAAACUUCCAAGACAGAGAAGAGGAUGGUGGUCUUUGGGUCUCAGCUUAAGAUUCAAAUACCUCCUCUUCCUACCGAUCCUCCUCAGUUCAGCUCAACUCCGACAACAGACUCUGGCGACUCCCUUCAAUCACCUAUAGAGUUUGGCAUCAAGACUAGGAAUUCACUGUUGGCCUUGUACUCUCCUGCUCGGAGAUCUUCUGCUGAGACAGGCCGGAUGGGUUCUGAUACGCUGAAUUCUUCUCCCCGGGUUUCGACGGGGUGCCUUCCGCAGUCGGAGAUGGAACUGUCGGAGGACUACACUUGUGUGAUCUUGCAUGGGCCAAACCGGAGGACCACUCAUAUCUAUGAUAAUUGCAUCAUCGAGAGUUGCUGUAAUGGAUUUGCCACUUCAGCGAACGAGAUUAGGUCUUCUAAUGAUCAGUCAGGCUAUGCAUCAGAUGAUUUCUUGAGCUUCUGCUGUGGUUGCAAGAAGAAAAUUGGCCCAGGGGAGGAUGUUUACAUGUAUAGGUUGGUCAGCUAAUCUCAAUUAUGUGUUGUGCUGCUGCCUUCAGUUAUCUUUGAAUUAUUUUAGUGCAUAUCCAGACAAGGAAACUGCACCACAUAAUUGUGUCAUGAGCAAAUCAUUAGGAUUCUGGUCCAUAUGAUCACUACAUCAUUGUGGAAAGAAUGUUCUUUUCCCUGUUAUUUUGCAUCAAUUAUUGCAUCUAUUUUGAUCAAAUAUAGGUAAGUCUGACCAGGUUUCAUGUUUGUCUAUU